AACAGGCAUUUAAUUUAUUUAAAAAACCUUUGGGAAAGACACCAUCUUGAGUGGGGGAAAUUGUGAGAACUGGAAGAAACUUUGAGGGAGUGUUAAGAAAAGUCCUGGGGAGAUUGUCUGAGAGUGCCAGAGGACAGGAUUUUAUGAGUCUGAGCAUGCCAAAAAGCUGAGGAAAAGUUUGUACACAGUCCACUGCAAGUAACAACCUGGUUAUAAAUGACAAAAGAGCUUUAAGUGUGAAUCAGUUUAAGUCAUUCACUUUCUGUGUGUACUGUAGAAGAAAGUAUGGGCAUAAUAAAGCUUAGAGAACCACCCCAAAAGACUUUUUAAAUGAUAAUAAUCUUUGUGUAGUCUUCAGAUUCCCCCCAAAAAAGUUCUUUCCAAUGAUAUAAAAUAUCCUAGUAUAUUAAUAUUGUUUUAUGGAAUCAUGAACUUUAGUUGGAAUACCAACUCAGAUACCUACUGCCUGGCUCAGUGAAUAGAGUCAGGAAGACCUAAGUUCACAUUUGACUCAGGUACUAUCAGAAUGAUCCUGGGCAAGUCACUUAACCUUUUUCUACCUCAGUUUCCCCAAAUUUUAAAUGGGAUUAAAAAUACUAUGAGGAUUUCAAAUAAGAUACUAUUUUUUUUUAAACCCUUACCUUCCGUCUUGGAGUCAAUACUGUGUAUUGGCUCCAAGGCAGAAGAGUGGUAAGGGCUAGGCAAUGGGGGUCAAGUGACUUGCCCAGGGUCACAGAGCUGGGAAGUGGCUGAAGUCAGAUUUGAACCUAGGACCUCCCGUCUCUAGGACUGGUUCUCAAUCCACUGUGCUACCCAGCUGCCCCCAAGAUACUAUUUUUAAAGUACUUAGUACAAUGCCUGGCACAUACUAGGUGCUUAAUAAAUAUUUGUUCCCUACUCAUGAGAACUUUAACUUCUUAGAAACUCAGUUCCCUCAUUUGUAAAAUGAAAAUAAUAUUAAUGUCCCCUUAUCUUCUAGAAUUGUGAGGAAAGGAGUUUGUAAAGUUUAAAGAGCUAAAAUUAUUGGUCCAGUUUCUUUCACACUAAAGAACAUCACUCAAUGCUAGUCUCUACAUCAAUGACACAAAGGUGAAAGAGUUUAGCUGGGACAGGAUGAGGGCAAUAAUAAGCAAUGGCGUGGGGAUCAUUCCAUUUCCUGCUGUGAGAGCCAGGUGGCCCGGGUCUAAGGGUAACGGAGGCCCAGAUGAUCGCUGAACCCUGGUCUCCCUCCAUCCAUCCUCUGCACCUGGGCCCACUAAGCAUCUUGGAGAUGAUCUCACCCUUCUCCUUUGGCACCCCAUUGCUGGCCCCCUCAGCUCUUCUCCCACCCCCAACCCCCAUUUCAGUUUCCCACCAGUGAAAAGGGAAGGGAGUGGAGACAGAAGGGCUGUGGUAAAUGAAGUCAGGGCAAACUGCUCAGGCCACGGAGACUGCCAUGGUCUCUGGGUUUGCAGAAUGGGGGAAUUAGGGGACGGGAGAGGUCCGCGCAGCUGCCUCUCCUCCCCGCCCCUGCAUCUUUCUCCAAAGGGGUGAUGGCGAGCAGGGCCCAGGUUAAGGCUGAGACGAAUUCAGUGGCGUCCUGGUGGAGCCAUCCUGCAGGCUGGGAGAGGUGCGAGCCUGUGGCUAGUAGGGCCCGGGACUGAACUGGCAGCUCCGCCGCUCUCUGCUGUGAUGCAUUGUCGGCAGUGUGCUCUGGGAGCAGCCACAUCCGUGGGUGAGAAGCUGAGAACCGCCGGAGCCAGAGCUGGGGAGGGCGUCAGGGGAGGAGGGAGAGAGCGAGAGUAAGAGAGAGGCCAGAGAGCGAGUGCGCCCUCCCCCGCCCCCGCCGCCUCAGCUGGGUUACCCCGCUAAGCAGAGUCGAACCCAACUGAGCCCGCGGGAGAGCCGAGACGAGGCGUGGGGAACCAAGAGAAGUCUGCGCAAGGCUGCCCACCCUGGAUCUCCAGCGAGGGGCUCGGGCCGUGCGCUCCUGGACUCACUAGUUCCUGUGCCUGCCCCCGUCCCUGGCACGGUCUCCCAUCCUGCCAACUUGUCUUCCCCCGCCGCCCAUCUGCCCUCUCCACGCCUCCCGCCCUCCGGGCCCCCUCCUCCUCCCUCCUUCCUCCUCUCUCUCCCCCCUCCUCAGUGCCUCCUGAAAACCCAGCCCUCCCGGGGCGGCCCCGCAGUGCCAGGGACCCGGGGAGCCACUGCCGCCUGUGCGCUCCUCCGAUCCGCUCUCGUCAAGCACCCAGGCUGCCGGUCCUCCCGCCCGUCCCACAGUCAGUCCGACCCUCCCACAGUCAAUCCGAGCUCCCGGAGCCAUGACCGCCGAGAAGGCGCUGCCCAUCAGCAAUGCCAAAGCGGCUGAGGAGGCGAGGGACCCCGAGGCCUCCAGCGCCAGCUUGGUGUCCAGCCGUGACAAGAAGGUCCACGAGCGGGGCCAUUGGAACAACAAGGUGGAGUUCGUGCUGAGCGUGGCGGGAGAGAUCAUCGGGCUGGGCAACGUGUGGCGCUUCCCUUACCUGUGCUACAAGAACGGAGGAGGGGCUUUUCUGAUUCCAUAUGUGGUGUUUUUUAUCUGCUGUGGAAUACCAGUGUUUUUCCUGGAGACAGCCCUGGGGCAGUUUACUAGUGAAGGUGGCAUUACAUGUUGGAGAAAAAUUUGUCCCUUGUUUGAAGGAAUUGGCUAUGCAACUCAAGUUAUUGAGGCCCACUUAAAUGUAUACUACAUCAUCAUUCUAGCCUGGGCUAUUUUCUACCUGUUCAACUGCUUCACCACUGAGCUCCCCUGGGCCACCUGUGGGCAUGAGUGGAAUACAGUUCACUGCGUGGAGUUUCAGAAGCUGAACCUGAGUAACUGCAGCCAGGUGUCCCUCCAGAAUGCCACCUCACCCGUCAUGGAAUUUUGGGAGCACAGAGUCCUCGCCAUCUCUGACGGGAUUGAACACAUCGGUAACCUCCGCUGGGAGCUGGCCCUGUGCCUCCUCGCUGCCUGGACCAUUUGCUAUUUCUGCAUUUGGAAGGGGACCAAAUCCACAGGGAAGGUCGUGUAUGUCACUGCCACUUUCCCCUACAUCAUGCUUCUGAUUCUUCUCAUCCGAGGAGUGACGCUGCCUGGAGCAUCUGAAGGGAUCAAGUUUUACCUCUACCCUGAUAUUUCCCGGCUUUCCGAUCCCCAGGUCUGGGUAGAUGCUGGAACUCAGAUCUUUUUCUCCUAUGCCAUCUGCCUGGGAUGCUUGACAGCACUGGGAAGUUACAACAAUUAUAAUAACAAUUGCUACAGAGACUGCAUCAUGCUGUGCUGUUUGAACAGUGGCACCAGCUUCGUGGCCGGCUUUGCCAUCUUCUCUGUCCUCGGCUUCAUGGCAUAUGAGCAAGGAGUGCCCAUUGCGGAGGUAGCAGAAUCAGGGCCAGGACUAGCCUUUAUUGCCUACCCCAAAGCAGUCACCAUGAUGCCUCUUUCUCCUCUGUGGGCUGCUUUGUUCUUCAUGAUGCUCAUCUUCCUGGGACUGGACAGCCAGUUUGUCUGCGUGGAGAGCCUUGUAACAGCAGUGGUGGACAUGUACCCAAAGACUUUUCGGCGAGGCUAUCGGAGGGAACUGCUCAUCCUGGCCCUGUCUAUAGUCUCCUACUUCCUUGGUCUGGUCAUGUUAACAGAGGGUGGCAUGUAUAUUUUCCAGCUGUUUGACUCCUAUGCAGCCAGUGGGAUGUGCCUUCUCUUUGUCGCUAUCUUUGAAUGUGUCUGCAUUGGCUGGGUUUAUGGAAGCAAUCGCUUUUAUGACAACAUCGAAGACAUGAUUGGCUAUAAACCGCUGUCCCUAAUUAAGUGGUGCUGGAAGGUGGUGACUCCGGGCAUCUGUGCGGGGAUCUUUGUCUUCUUCCUGGUGAAAUACAAGCCCCUCAAGUACAACAAUGUGUACACAUACCCCAACUGGGGCUAUGGGAUUGGCUGGAUGAUGGCACUUUCCUCCAUGGUCUGCAUUCCACUUUGGAUUGUCCUCAAGAUGUGGCAGAUUGAGGGCACACUCCUGGAGAAACUCAGGAAAUUGAUAGUGCCCAGCCCAGACCUGAAGAUGAGAGGGAAGCUUGGCACUGGUCCACGAACAGUUACUCUAAAUGACUGUGAUGCCAAACUCAAAGGGGAUGGAAACAUUUCUGCCAUCACGGAAAAGGAGACACAUUUCUGAGAGACCUCUCUUCAACUGGGAUUUUUUGUUUUCUGUAUAAAUGAAGAAAUAAACUACUUCACUUAAUUAUAGGAGUUCGCUUGUUUUGCACAAAAAUUAUUAACAAGUUAAUUUUUAAAUGAACACUGUAUACUUGUUUAAAAGUGAUUAUUUUUUAAUUAUUAUGUAAGUAACAGUCACAAAGAGAUAAUAUUGUAUGGGAUGCUAGCAAAAACUUCCUGUAAUGUGGUGAUUUUAAUUGUCGUUUCAUAGGCAUUAGGAACGUCUGUAAAAUGUACUGUCAACCUUUUAUACUUGGGUUUGGGCAAUGGGGUGGCAUUGAGCAGCUCUCAUUAUGCUUCUAAUCUAUUUCCACAGACCAUUGUGGACCCAUUUCUUUCCAAUGUAUGUCUAUAAAGGGGACUGCUGUUUCCUUCUCUCUACACUGGAGGGACGUUUCCACUCAUUUCUUGUCAUUUUCAUUUGAGCUCUAGCCUCCAGAUUAAAGGAUUUAGAGCUUGAAGAGAAUUUAGAGAAAAUCAAGUCCAACCCUCUCAUUUUACAGAUGAGCAGCUGGAGAGUUUGGCAUGGAGGUAGCAAAGCUGGCCUCCAUGGACCCUGAGGUAUCCUAGCAAAAGCUCUGGACUGGACAUGAGGAACCUUGAGCUCAAGUUUCAGCUUCUCCAGUCACUCACUAUGUGAGCUUGACUAAGUUACCCUCCCUCUCUCAGCCCCAUGUUCCUCUUCUGUUCAAUGAGGGCACCAGUCAAUGGAACCUCUGAGGUCUCUUCCAAAUGCUGAUGUUCUCAGAUUUUCCAGUUGUAAAGUCACAGAUCCAGCCAGGAAGUGGUGAGUGGAAGGUUAUAUCUAAGUGAUGAUUACCCUUCAAAUUGGCAUUAAGCUCAUUGCAAUUAUUUCUGGAUUUGUAGAUAAUUUACUCUACCCCCAGACUGGAGAGGCAAAAGCCCCACCAGUCCCACCUCUGAUAUACAAUGACUAUGAUCCUGGGCAAGUCCCUUAACCUCUUAGUGCCCUACGCAACUCUCCAAGAGUAUAAUUGGUAGAGUAGGUAAGGAUCUACCUAGGGAGGGGAGUUGCUUUGUCCAUGAAAUCACAUCUCCAAAUCAAAAUACAUAAACCAAAAGAGAACCAGCCCCACUCCCAUAUUUUGGGGGUCUUACCAAAUGCCCCAUAGAUCAAAAAGCAAAUAAAAUUAUGGAAAUGAUGUACUUCGUUCCAAUUUUUUUAACAACAUAAAAUCUAUUGAUGUGAAUUGACUUUUUUCAAAAGGCCAGCUAGUCGUUGACAUAUUGCGUUGGACCAGUGUAAAACAUCCUACAGCUCCAAGUGUUUUCAUGUCUUCCAUGAUGCCUUUUCAGAGUCCUUCAGAGUGCUUAGCACUUAGGACUGGUUCUGUCUCAUAGUAUGGUGAGAAUCAGAAAACCUGAGUACAAGUCCCAGUUCUGCCACAUUAGCUAUGUGACUCAGGUGAUCCUUCAUCUAUAUGGGUUUCAGUUUCUUCUAUAAAAUUAGUGGAUUGAGCUAAAUGGUCUCUAAGGAUUCCUUCAAGCACUAAUAUCCCAUGAUCCUUCUUUUCAGUUAGUCUUUUGUUGGUUUAUGGUUUCCAGAUCAUCUUCCUGUUUCUUCCAUCUGGCUUUGUGGGGAGGGGGCUAGGAAAGAUGGUUGAUCAUGGGAGGAAGAGCCUAGAUAUGAGAGCUUUUUCCAAAACAUCCAGAUGUGAGCAUUUUCUUGUUUCCCCUUUAUAUUUCCUUCAUAAUGUUUGAGCCCCUACUUUCUUCUUCUGCUUUAACUAAUCCUCACCUCUCACAUUCCAAGAUUCUCUCCUUUUGUUAGGCAAUGACACUACAAAUGUCUUUUGAUCUGCUUCCUCUGUAAGCUGCUAUUCCAAUUCUCCACUGUCUUUUUUCCCAGAAUAAUUCCUGCUUACUCUGUCAACAAUCAAAUACUGAGUCUUUCAUUUUUAUUCCUAAUACUUAAUUCUUUCUUAGUUCCUUCCAAAGUGGCCCUAUAUCCAGGGAAAUUUAGGCAGCCCCAAUCUAAAAAUGAAAACAAAAAAUAAACCUCUCCCCACAAAUAAGCAUGGCUUCUGAAGGAGGUAUCUAAACUAAACUUGGUAGCUCUUAAGCAUGUGCCUCCAGUCUUAUUUGACCGAUUUUUUCAAACUGACAUAUUUGUUUCUUAAUUAUUAUUUUAAUUUUCAAGAGGAAGACUUUUCAACCUCUUGUCACCAACUAGUGGAUGUCUCUGAGCAAAUCACAACCCCUGCUCUGAGUCUCAGUUAUUUCAUUUAGAAAAUGAGGAGUUUCAAUGGGAUGAUUAGUAAGGUUCCUUCCUGCUCCCCAUGUUUUCGUGGAGAUGUGAGCUUUCCAAAAUCAGAGCUUUUGAUAUAUGACACAAUGACACAGGCUGAAAAGGGCAAACUUUGUUUACAUCAUAAGUUCAAAGGAAAUGAAACAUAAUCUCAUCCUAAAGUUUCCAAAUCUAACUCAUUUAUCUGCUCUGGAUAGUAACUAUCUCAAUCCCCAGUUCUGUGAUUUUUGUCUUGUUAGCUUCCAGUUCUCUCCCUUUUCAGUCUUCAUCCCAAUCUAGCAUCCCAUCUCCAGAGAGGUAGCAAGAUGCCUCCCUCAGGAAUCUUGUGCCUCGAUUUAUGCUCUUUUACCUUGGCUUCGUUUCUAUCUGUCCUCACCCAGUAAGUAGUCCAACAAAUCCUGGGUCUAGAAGGCCUUCUGACUCUGCUGCUAUAGACUGUUUCAUCAACAGCUUUAUAUACAUACAUGUGGGACCACAUGGUCUGAAGUUACUAACACGCUGGGGGCUCAGUUUGUGUGCAUCUAACACCUGGAUUGCUUAACAUUCUAUUCAUGGCGCAUAGGAGGGACUUUCCCCCCCAAAAAAGAAUUUCCUACUUGUAUUUGUGCACCAUCUUUGGAAACAAACAAAAAUGACAUGAAAGAGAAUACUGUCCUUGUGGUGAUGACUUUUUUUGCUAUUCGUAUAGAAGCAAUAGAUCCUUCCAGAGAUAUUUACUGCAUUAUUAAAAGAAAGGGUUGUAUUACUGUUUGACACAGCUGAUGUUUUUAUUUGGUAUUCAAAGGGCACCAAACUUUUUUGUCUGCUUACUCAUUUUUAAAAAUUAAAGAAGUGAACAAUG
Messenger RNA from Monodelphis domestica (gray short-tailed opossum), 7317 nucleotides. It is a transcript of the gene SLC6A11, whose product is annotated as solute carrier family 6 member 11. The record is from RefSeq and is a predicted model, not a curated record. Gene Ontology annotation, molecular function: gamma-aminobutyric acid:sodium:chloride symporter activity. Gene Ontology annotation, cellular component: cell projection; plasma membrane. Gene Ontology annotation, biological process: amino acid transport; neurotransmitter transport; nitrogen compound transport. Lineage: Eukaryota; Metazoa; Chordata; Mammalia; Didelphimorphia; Didelphidae.